Acipenser ruthenus (sterlet) is the source of this 7904-nucleotide messenger RNA. RefSeq lists its product as uncharacterized. The record is from RefSeq and is a predicted model, not a curated record. NCBI's taxonomy places the organism in Eukaryota, Metazoa, Chordata, Actinopteri, Acipenseriformes, Acipenseridae. Bases 5476 to 6372 code for a protein of 298 amino acids. The transcript has 2 exons.
AAGGAAGCUAGCAGACAAGUGGGAACCUGUACUGUAUACUGUGACUGAUAGAAAUCUGCAGACUCAUAUUUACAAAAUUACAGAUGACUCUGGGAACACUAAGGUAGUGCACAGAAAUCUGCUCCUAGAGGUCAACUUUCUGCCACUUGAAUUACCCAGAGAAGAUCCAUCUUCUGGAACAAACACUGAAAGAGGCAUCGAUUCAGUAUGUGAACCUCAGUCUGUGGAUCUCAUCAGCACCCUGGAAAGCGAAGCUCCAGAACAUCGCACAAGCUCUUGGAUACUACAUGGAUCAGGAGGUGCAAAGGACCAAAGAUCCCAGGAAUUGGAAAGUGACUUAACCUCUUCAUCUGCUCAAAGUACUGUUGGUUCAAGUGUGCUAGAUAGACCCGACAGUCCCCGACAGUUUAUCCUUGACACAGGAACCUCAAUUGCCCAUGACAGUUUAUCAGUUGUCUCUGAAACAGUUCCCUCAGAUGAACCUGCCAGUUCCAGAACAAAUGUACCUAGACAGGAACCAGAAAUGGUCACUGGUCCAGUUAGAACACGAGCAGGUAGAGUAGUGAAAUCUGUGAACAUGGUUCAAAGGCCCCUUACGAAGGGUAUUGCCAGUUCAGUCAGCAAAUCAUCACAGUCAUUACUCAGGUUAUUUGAAGGGUAAAUGAAAAGGUUAAUGGCUAUUUCAGGUCCUGCGCCGUAAAAAAUUCAGUUGGGUUUUGUUAAACCAUUUCUUUUUCUGAAUUUCCUUUUUUUACUGUGAGUUUUGGGGACAAAGCAAGGGGAGGCCAAGUGUUAUGUGGUGUAUCUGGCACCACAUUAUUCUAGAAGGACUUGAGGCCUGAUCAACCUCCAGCUCCUUUGAACCUGUUAAGCAGGUAGCUUUAAGCUGAAGUAAAGACAAGGUAUUUUUGUAAACUUGUGCCUAGUCUGUGUCCAGGGUAAAUACUUGUACUUUUGUUUUUCAUUGUUGAGCUCGGGAACAGGAUUUUGGUGUAAUUCAGGAGGGGUGAAUGUAACAGGAACGGAAAGGCGUUUGUGUAUUUACACCAAAAUUCUGAUCCCUGGUUAGUUGUAUAGCGUUUCGUAUAUCUAUUGUGAUGGGAGAUUCAACAGCCUGCAUUUUUUAUUGGCGUUUUGGUUCUUCUUGGCGCCUUAUGAGCACGUCAUCACUCGGCUUCCUUCAGUCUGCUUUUCUUUUGGCUGAGAGGAGGUAAGCACAGCUUCGUGCUGGUAAUAAAAUACUUAAUUAAAAUUAUUAAGACUGUCUAAUUAUCAAUAGAAUAUGGCGUGACAUAUAUAGUACUACUCGGAAAACACUACAGCAGUUGUCUUAUUCUUCUAAACCUUUGAUAAAGUUGUUAUUUUAUUUAUUUUGAACAACGUGGCUUUUGCUUGCCAGAUAAUGAUACAGCCUUCCACGUGUGAUACACAUUGUUCACUGUAUUCCUUUUUCUAAUAGGGAAUAGAGGACCAGAAACACGUGGAAGCUGAUGUUUUUCUGUUCUGUUUUAAUUAUAUUUUGCAGGUAUGUUGAACUCCGUUGUUAUGAAUAGAAGCGAAAGCUAGUUUAAACUGCUAGUUAUUGUAUUUUAAUUUUAUUAUCGCAGUAGAAUGGCUGAUUCAUGAGUCAUAUUACGCGUAUGUUUUGUCCCACAUUGUUAUGGUAACUAUUUUGUGUAUUUUUGAUUACUGACGAUCUGAAAAAUGUAGAAGAAACGGUAGAUCGUAUCUUGAAAUAUAUACAGUAUAGGUUUAAGCUGUAACAUAGGAAAAAAAUGUGUUUUGUGUAAAGUUUCAGUCUGCUUUUCUUUUGGCUGAGAGGAGGGAAUAGAGGACCAGAAACACGUGGAAGCUGAUGUUUUUCUGUUCUGUUUUAAUUAUAUUUUGCAGUUCUGAACAAGAUUAAAGAACUUAUUAUCAGCAUUGCACUGCCUUAGUGUCCUUCACUGAACAACACACCAUAGCUGGCCUGACAGGCAGGGAAAUCUUUUGCACACAACAACACAACGCAGAGAAAUACACGAGUGGUAGCCAGCGCAGGACAGAAUUGUGAAAUGAGGAGCGCCCCGGCUACACUAACAUCAGUGUGAACAAUAAAAACAAGCAGAAAAAAAUAACUGAAAGUAUCCCGUUGUACAUUACCUGACUGACUAAGAACCUUAAGAACCUCACAUUCAAAAUCAUAACACGUUUAUUUGCAAGAGUAUUGUACGUACUAGUGGUUACAUUUAAGUAUUCUACAUCAUAUACAAAGUAGUAUAUUUUGUUAUGGUUUUGCAUUUAAAUGGUUUAAAAACAAACAAAUUAAAAGUCAUUCAGAGGACUCCAGAAGGACGACAUUGAUUAAAAAAAAAUAAUAAUAAAAUACGCACCCCAACAUAUCAGCAAUGUGUAUGCAACAGAAGUCGCUGGUAGAUUACAAAAACGAUUAAUUAAACUUAGGCUACGUAGUUGUUAUCUUAGUAUGUUUUUUUUCUCUAUUAAUUACAUUAUAUUAAUUGAAAAAGGCAAGAGAGAACCAGAUAGUUAUUAUUUUUUGUUGUUUUGGUUUAAUAUAAUAUAGCAGGCUAAUGUUCCUAUUGAAGUAGGCUACAAAAUAUUUAUUUUCAUUAAAAAGUUGUCGUUGUUGUUUGUUGAAAUUAAUGUUCAGCUUUCAUAUUUUUUGUGUACUACUCAUUUAAUCAAACCAAGUAGUGUAAGACUUUGCUUGUAUCGUUCAUGACGUUUUUCAAAUCAAUUAAGCUUAUUUGUGUAUAAAAAACGACAACGGAGUUGCAGCCAGUGUCCUCUUACUUAAAAGCACUCAAGCUGAAAUCGUAAAGUAAUAGCCUAGGCUACAAACGUAGCAGUAGAUUGUCUCUCUUGGUCGCGCAUGCAAGAACUUGCAGACUUGAUACAACUGUGCUGAGAAUUUAAAAAGAAAGCAUUUUGUGAGAUUUUUUAUCUACAGGUACCGGGAAUAUGACUGCAGGGGCGGAGGUUCUGGGGCUGUGCCCAGGCAAGCCCGGCAUAAAUUAAGCACUGAUAAUAGAUCAUAUGAGACCACGACAGACCAUUAGAGAACACUGCAGACCAUUAGAAAUGUUCUAAUGGUUUUUCCAGCAGGAGUCUCUACACUGGCAUGCAACAUUUUACUUGACUAAAUGAAACCUGACGACAUGGACAUGUCGCAGCGGUAUUAAUAGUAUGAUGGGUAAUAUGCACCAGAAAAAGUGUAUUUUUUAUUUAGAAUUCAAAUAGAAAUACAGAAAAAAACAGAACAUACCACAUAGCAUAUUGUGUACCAUGUAUAGGGCAGUAGUGUGGAGGAGUGGUUAGGGCUCUGGACUGUUGACCGGUGGGGGACACAUGCUGCUGUACCCUUGAGCAAGGUACUUUACAUAGAUUGCUCCAGUAGAAACCCACCUGUAUAAAUGGGUAAUUGUAUGUAAAAAUAAUGUGAUAUCUUGUAACAAUUGUAAGUCGCCCUGGAUAAGGGCGUCUGCUAAGAAAUAAAUAAAUAAUAAUAGUGUAUAUUAUGUCACAAUAUCACUUCCUCUUCAAUAUUUUAUUUUAAUUUUGUUUUGAUGGAUUUUCAACAAAAUUAUAUUUCACAAAUAUUAAAAGGUACCAAUUUCAAUUUAAAAAGCAUGCUUUAUGAACAAUGCCAAUUAUUGCAAAGCAAGAUUUUUCACUCAAGGUCAUUUUGUUAGCUUACAAAACGUAGGUGCAAUGAAGCACCUUACAAAGCACGUGAUAGACACACAGUAGAUGCCAUUGUAUACUCUGCAAUAGUCCUAAUACACAUACAGCCAUAUGCGUUAUAAUGUGAAUCAAUGUCCAGGCAGAGCAGAGUUUACAACACCUGUCCUGAAGUUAACAUAUUGGUCCUGUGCAGGAUGAUGGCUGCUUAGUUCACAUAGUGCUAAAGUGACCAGAAAAAAUGUAAUGAGGGAGGAACCUUGAAUGCCUCCUAAGAUAAUGUUAAAAAAUGGUAAUCCAACAGUGUUUGAUGAACUAGAGUGCACAGCAGGAUAAACAAUUGAAUGAUGUAGUAGGAAUCAUAUUUUUGUGCAACACUGAACAUGAUUGUGGGACACAUUUUAUUGCACAUCAUGCACACACUUUGCAAUGUUUCAGAUGCUUAUCAGCUAAUACGAAACUGAAACUUACACAAUGUAUGCUGUAGUUAUUUCAGAAUACUAUCAGGUUACAAGGCCAUGCAGGCAAAUUCAGUAUCAUGUUCUGAACAGGUGAAUGUCACAAAGACGGCCGGAGUGGGUGGUGUCAGACCAGAAGCAGGAAAUCAACAGACAGAGGUGUGGAUUGGUGAAGCUGAGCGAAUGGUUUCGCUCAGCAUUUAAUAAACAGUACAGAAAAUAAAAGGUUUGAACACAAAACACGGGACACGGCACUAUACGCCAAAAUAAGAAGACAAACAAAGCAUACUACAUAGUAAACAGACAGACACACAAACAAACAUGGUGAGUUUUAAAUAAACAAGUAUCGUGCUGGUAAUAGCAAUUGAUAUUUAAACUAACUUUUAGAUUUCUUUCUCCUUCUCUCUCACCCGUUCUCCACUCUCGAACACCCAACCCCGAGUGAAAGAAAUGUGCAUCUAUAUAUACUAUUGUGCUGGGAUUCAAUUACUAAUUAAUUAUUCACUUGAAUCCCAACACGUGAAUUAAUUCUGUGCAACCCCUUGCUCACAUAUUACAUUUAACCAGCACGUGAAGUAAUUUGUGCCCUCCUCGUGCCUAAAUAUAAAUCUACAUUUUUAAAUACACGUGAAACACAGACCCGUUUAUAUCCUGUGUACCAAUGACUAUACACCAACAUUAACACACACAACAUACAACACAUAGCACACAAAAUACACACAGGGGCGGGCACUUCGUCACAUAUACCCCCCCCCCCCUGUGCAAAGCACACAUGGCCUCAAUGGCCACCUCCCCCCUUAAAAAUCCAGAACAAAGUCUCGGGCUGGGAAGGGAGGCUUCAGUGGGCCCAUGGCUGGCCAUGCUGUCAGCACCCCUGCCGGUAGUGGCACGGAUGACAGCCUGCUGGUCCACGCCUGCAGCGAAAUUGCUGCGGGGGAUGCUGGUCUCCUGACCUCUCCCCCUUUCUUCAUAGCCGGUAGCUCCCCUUGGUGGGGCUCCGACCACAGUACUUCCGGCAGCGCAAGUCCUGCAGUGGGAGCAGGUCUCCGGACCUCCCCCACGAGCUCCGGCAGCGAAACUGCUGCAGUGGGAGCAGGUCUCCGGACCUCCCCCACGAUCUCCGGCAGCGAAACUGCUGCAGUGGGAGCAGGUCUCCGGACCUACCCCACGAUCUCCGGCAGCGAAACUGCUGCAGUGGGAGCAGGUCUCCGGACCUCCCCCACGAUCUCCGGCAGCGAAACUGCUGCAGUGGGAGCAGGUCUCCGGACCUCCCCCACAAUCUCCGUGGCCGGCAGCUCCCCUUGGUGGGGUUCCGGCCACAGUAUUUCCUGCUGUGAUGCGGAGAAACUGGCAGCCCCAGGCGAUGCGGAGCGGCUGGCAACCCCAGGUGAUGCGGAGCGGCUGGCAACCCCAGGCGAUGCAGAGCGACAGGCAUCCUUGGGCGAAGCGAGCCCGGCAUCCUUGGGCGAAGCGAGGCAGGGAGUCAGGACAAGCUGGGGUGCGGGUGUUGGCCCUCUUCUCGGCCUCUGCGGCCGGGCGGUUCUUCCCCAUGCUUCCCUCAGCAGCCUAUGCAAGGGCUGCUGAGGGCCGCCAGCUUCACGUCCUGGUCCUUCUGGUGAAGGGAGAGGCAGCUCCUGCUCCUCUCCCCCUGAUGGUGGCGGAGGCAGCUCCUGUUGCUCUGCUCCUGCCGGUGGAGGUGGCGGAGGCAGAGGCAGCUCCUGCUGCUCUGCUCCUGCCCGUGGAGUUGACGGAGGUAGAGGCAGCUCCGGCUGCUCUGCUCCUGCCGGUGAAGGUGGGAGCAGCGUGUAGUCUCCUGCCGAUGGAAGUGGGAGCAGCGUGUAGUCUCCCCCUUUUUCAGGGGACUGGUGCUGCUCUGCCUCUCUUGCAGGGAACUGGUGCGGCUCCGCCUUUGAUGGGGAAACCAGCAGGCAUUCUUCCUCUGCUGGUUGUGAUGGGGAAACCAGCAGGCAUUCUCCCUCUGCUGGUUGUGAUGGGGAAACCAGCAGGCAUUCUCCCUCUGCUGGUGGAGGUGGAACCAGCAGGCAUUCUCCCUUUGCUGGCAGCUUGGGUUCUAGGGCUGUGGAAGCCCCGACUUCCCUCUCUUCGGGCUGUGGACGCACCGACUCCUCCCUUUUGGGCUGUGGACGCACCGACUCCCCCCUCUUGGGCUGUGGACAUUCGGGCUCCCCCCACUCGGGCUGUGGAUGUUCGGGCUCCCCCCACUCAGGCGUAGGACGUUCGGGCUCCUCCCACUCAGGCGUAGGACGUUCGGGCUCCUCCCACUCAGGCGUAGGACGUUCGGGCUUCUCCCACUUGGGCUGUGGAGGCAAAACCAGCAGGCCUUCUUCCUCUGCUGGUGGAGACGGGGACAGCAGGUACUCCACUGCUGGUGGACCUGCUACCUGGGCUGUUGUCGUGGUUAUGACCGCCUCCAGGUAGCUGAGGACCAACUCCACACCUUCCUCCCAGGUGCUUAGGGUCUGUUCCCUCUCGUAAGCCUCCCAUCGCUCCCUGUCCAUCAACCGCAGGAACCGGAUGGCUACUGGCAUAGACUGGGCCUCCAGCCCAGCAUUUUCCAGGAUCCAGUCCCGCAGUUUGAUGGCGUCUUCUGCCAUUUUUUCUUUUCUUUUUUUUUUUUUUAAUCCAAAAAUGCAGUUCCUGCUCUGGCCUGAGUCCUGGAGGCGCUGUAGAUCCCACGCAGGACACCACGGGGCACAGGGGAGAAGUUUGCCCUGAACUUCGACUGGCAGGCAGGUCUGCCUAUUAGGCAGAUAAUAAAACACCUCUCUGCGAAAACCCGCCUCCUCAGUUACAUCACAAAGGAAACACGCCUUCUAAGGGCAAAAGCUGCCUGUUUCCACGCCCUCACAUUCAAACUGAAAACUGCGCGCCAAGGUUUUGCAGCAGAACAGAUUUGGAAUGAAAAAGGUAGGAUGUUUUAUUCAGCUUCUCAAAAUACACCGUUUUUAGCAGAACGUAUGCACACAAAGGCAUUAAAAAAUGUUGAGUUACGCCUUAAGUAUGAAUAUGAAUAUCUUUUUCUGUUAAGUUGUAUUAUAUAACGUUUUUUUUAAGUGUAGCUAUCAUUUCAAAUUUUAGUGAUGCUUAAUCUCUACCUUUGUCUUGUUUUGUUGUUCAAACGUAUAUUUUAAUUAUUCACGUUAUGUGCAGCAUAGUAUUUAUGCUGAACUGUGUGUGCAAGUUGUUCACAGUGAUCCACAACAUUCAGUUACACAUCAUUUAUAAUUGAUUUGCUGUUAAAAAUAAUAAUACAAAAUAUAAUAAACUUACCAGACAUGUCAGCUGAAGUUAUGCUAAUGUCCUAUGUCUUAAGCAAAUAUUGGUAACAGAAUAACAAGGAUGGUUACUCUAAACUAAAUUAUUAAUUUACCAGCUGGUAAGACUACUGUAGUUAUUAUUAUUUCUUAGCAGACGCCCUUAUCCAGGGAGACUUACAAUGAUGUCACAAGAUAUCACAUUAUUUUUACAUACAAUUACCCAUUUAUAUAGUUGUUUUUUUUUUUUUUUUUACUGGAGCGAUCUAGGUAAAGUACCUUGCUCAACGGUACAACAGCAGUGUCCCCCACUGGGGAUUGAACCCACAACCCUCCGGUCAAGAGUCCAGAGCCCUAACCACUACUCCACACUGCUGCGCCUAGUUAAAACACAGAGGCCUGGAAGGCAGGUUUACAUUGGGUAUUUAUAAUGGGCACAUGCCUGGCAGGCUGGUUUAUAAUAGGCACAUGCCUGGCAGGCUUGUUUAUA